This is a messenger RNA of Hevea brasiliensis (rubber tree), 1098 nucleotides long. RefSeq lists its product as uncharacterized. NCBI's taxonomy places the organism in Eukaryota, Viridiplantae, Streptophyta, Magnoliopsida, Malpighiales, Euphorbiaceae. Bases 193 to 789 code for a protein of 198 amino acids. The transcript has 2 exons. The record is from RefSeq and is a predicted model, not a curated record.
AGAGAGAGCACGCAGAAACAAACGUCACUGCUUUGGCAAUUGCAAGAAGUUCUGGCGGCUAUACACCAAGAAUCAAUUUCUUUAACUUGCCUCCGACGAAACACAAGUCAGUCCCUUUGUUUUUGAAUUCUAAAGAAAAGGAAAGUAUAAAUCUAUAACUGCCCAUAUCCAUAGCCAUAGAAGAAGUACAAAAUGGUGCUUUGGGAGAUCACAUUGGGAACUGCGUAUUUCUUGGGUCUCAAACGGACUUACAGACUCGCUUUGAGGAUUCAACGUAGGCUUGUAUCUCCUAAGCGUCCUAAGAUACGCCAGUUUCUUCAUAGACGAACACGUGCUGUUUUUGAUGUUGCACUCAAGGUUCACCAGAAUAUACAACAGAGAGACAUAGAAGUAGGUCGGAAUCUUGGUAACUGGAUUCUGCGAUGGCUGGACCGAAUGAAACCUUCUGCUCAGAUACGUGGUCCCUUGCCAAUGAAACCCCCAAAUGGUGCUAACACAAAUGUGAACAUGAAAAAGCAGGUAACCAGCUCCUCCCACCUGAAAACUUCUGGGAGCAUUCAGUCACCCAGAAGCCAGGAUUCUAGUAGGCAUCUGUUCACUGCAUCAAGAAAUAUGUGGUCUCAACCUUUUCCUGCAAUUGCAAUGAUGAUGCGGCCACCAAGACCUGCUGGAACUAUUACCCAGUACAGACACUUGUGUAUCAGUGGUCGGCCAGACUACAUUGGUGGAGCAAGUAGUUUUGAAGGAGUUAUUAGGAAGGAUAUAAUGCAGUACUUGCUGCAAAACUGACACUGGCCGUGGCAGGUAAUCUUUUUCAGUGGAUGUUGGACUUUGAGAUCAAACCUUGGAAGUAAUUACGUGGAGUCUGUUCAUUCAUUUUGUUGGAACUAUUGGUUGAGAACGUUUUUUUUCCCUUUCGAUCUGAUAUCCAUAAUAAUUUUUUUUUUCCUAGCUCAGCUUGUUUCUGCAUAUUCUAUUCUCUUUUUCCUCGCUCAGCUGGUUUCUGCAUAUUCUAUUCUCUCUUUUUUCUGGUAGUAUUUUAAAGCCUGAACUUAUAGGUGUUUUUAUUGGUAAUAAGAGAUGUUUCUCCGUUGAAUA